This is a messenger RNA of Anarrhichthys ocellatus (wolf-eel), 522 nucleotides long. The record is from the annotation of a RefSeq genome assembly. Lineage: Eukaryota; Metazoa; Chordata; Actinopteri; Perciformes; Anarhichadidae.
AUGACCUAUAUUAUGUCUUUGUUCUUAUUGGGGUUAGUACUGGGUUUAGUGGCUGUUGCUUCUAAUCCUUCUCCAUAUUUUGCUGCUUUGGGGUUGGUUGUUGUAGCAGGUAUGGGGUGUGGUGUUUUAGUUGGCCAUGGAGGUCCUUUUUUAUCAUUAGUUUUAUUUUUAAUCUAUUUGGGGGGAAUACUAGUUGUAUUUGCAUAUUCAGCAGCUUUAGCUGCUGAACCUUUCCCGGAGGGGUGAGGGAGUCGGCCUGUUGUGGCUUACAUAGUCCUGUAUAUGUUUGGGGUGUGUUUAAUUUCCAGUGCGGUAUGAGGGGGGUGGUAUGAAGCAUCUUGGGUGCCGGCUGAUGAGUUUGGGGAGUUUUCCAUGUUUCGGGGGGAUAUUGGAGGGGUGGCCAUAAUGUACUCAUCGGGGGGAGGAAUACUAGUAAUUAGUGCGUGGGUGUUGUUGCUUACGCUGUUUGUUGUUUUAGAGUUAACGCGUGGGUUGGGCCGAGGGACGCUUCGGGCGGUUUAA